Molecule: messenger RNA, 3177 nt
Organism: Sphaerulina musiva SO2202
Lineage: Eukaryota; Fungi; Ascomycota; Dothideomycetes; Mycosphaerellales; Mycosphaerellaceae
Exons: 2
Coding region: 535-1875 (446 amino acids)
Source: RefSeq, a predicted model, not a curated record
GUCCGAUCUGGUGCGUCUCUGCUGCACGUAAUGCACGAUCCGGUCCGCAGAUCUGGGGCCUGGUGUCACUGUACAUAACGCCGACGGCAUGAUCCCACCACCUGAUGACCAUACACGCUCUGAUGACUGUAAGCGGUAGCCAGAGGCGUCACCUAGACACUGAGAAGUACUCCAGUUGCAUACACCUCUCCUUCACCAGGCCUCCCUGUCGCUGCGACCGCCUGUGUUUCUUCCGUACUUGGCGGAGGCAUUCCUUUAUAAUCUUCGCUGAACAGACAACAGAUUGCCUCAAGUAGCAUCUAACGGCCUCGCGACGGAGCUAUUCCACACGAUCCUCGAGCUCGACUACCUCAGAACUAGUUCAUUCGAGCUGUCUCCGGAACACAGUACCUAGCAGCCAGGCAGCACGUGGCUGAGCACGAGACUACAGGCUAGACCAGAGGUCCUGACGCUUCGGAGGUCGAUACACUUCCCACACUUCCCACACGCGGAGCACGCUUCGGGCUUCGAGCCUACACGCACCCGGAAUCCAUCAUGCAAUGGAUUAGACCAUCAGCGUUGGAGCCCUCAUUGCCAGCAUAUUGCACACCAGAAAACGACUUCCUUCUGCAUUUCAGCAGCACAUUCCACACCUGUGUUCCGACACCCUUAGCUUUUACUUCCAUUACGUUGGGCGGACUCAGCAUUCUGGCCUGGCUUUUCGCGCAGCUACCACAGAUUUACAAGAACUGGUCAAUACAGAGCACCAGUGGGCUGUCCAUCUUCUUCCUGGCGGAGUGGUGUUUAGGCGAUAUCAGCAAUCUUCUCGGAGCACUAUUUACACGUCAAGCUAGCUGGCAAAUAUGUAUAGGUGGAUACUACGUAUUCGUCGAUCUGUGUUUGGUGGGACAAUGGAUCUGGUAUGAGAGGCUCCGGCAUGGACACCCCGUGCUCCGCAUGUGGAAGAGAAAGAACACAAACGACGGUGAUAGCUCUACGAGUGGUGGGAUGGAACAGGUCGUAAUCGAAGGAACAGAUGGUGUGACCAAGGCACCAAGCAGGCCCAAGAUUAUCUUCCGAACUCUUACAUUCCAGCGUGAGGAGAAUGAGAAGGAGAAACUGGCGUCGAGCUCUGGUACUUCCAGAAACAGCAACACAAUUCACAAGGUUGGACCCUCAUCUCCAAUGCCCUCUCCCUCGCCGAGAACAAUGCUCUUGAUCGCCUGCAUGAUCGCUAUCUCUCACGCAUCGCCCAUCAGCAAGACUUCAGUAGUACACAGUCACUUGCACGACAGUGGUGGCCCCACUGCACUCGAAAAGGCCGGUACGAUCAUUUCCUGGAUGUCCACAGUCCUCUAUCUCGGCUCUCGCCUCCCCCAGCUGUUCAAAAACUGGCAGCGGAAAUCUGUAGCUGGCCUAAGUCCCCAUCUAUUCCUCGCAGCAUUCUGCGGUAACAUGUUCUACUCUCUCGCACUACUCAGUAACCCCAACGCCUGGAACGAUUUCGGCCCACAUGGCGGAGGAGGCUGGGUCGACAAAGACGGAUCGGACAGAACACAAUGGGUCCUUGCAGCUCUACCGUUCUUCCUCGGCGCUGCGGGUGUGUUGGGGUUGGACGCUAGUGUCGGUGUACAGUUUUUGCUAUAUGGCGAAACACAGGAGAAACUCGUCGUUGCGGAAGAACAGCAGCAGCAGCAGCAGGGAGGCGCUCGAUAUCGUUGGCGACGCGUCUCGGGCUGGCUGAGGGGUUGGAUUCCGAGUGGUGUGGGAAGUAUCUCCUCUAGACCAACAUCGUCAUCAUCAUCAUCUCCAUCAUCGGAGCACACGGCACUGCUCGUGAAUGAUGGUGAUGAUGGGAGGAGACAACAGCAUGGUGAGGGAUAUGGUGCAUUAUAGAAACGGGCAUCGUUGUUAUUGGAAGUUGACUGUUUUUUGGGGGGGUUGCAUUGCGUUGCAUAGGGAUCUUUGGGAUCAAGGGCGAGAGCAUUAGCAUGGGGGCAUUCCAGAGCCAUUAUAGAGCCGAGAUGAAGAGGAGUAGAUUAAGGUAACUAUGAGGCUAUGCAGGCAUUUGAACAGAUUUGAUCAAGUGAGGGCCUACUCAGCCUAGGAUGAUUUUGUUACUCAGGCGGAGUAUUCAUGCGUUGGAUGAGCAGGUAUGAUGAUCAGUAGGGCCUACUGAAUAGGAGGUAGUCAUGUACAGGCUGUAUACUUCGGUCCCUACAAGUACCUAGGUAGGUAGGUUUACAGGUGCCUGACCUAUGAAUCUCUCUAAGAUGAUGUGAAUCUCUCUCUCUCUCUCUCUCUCUCUCUCAGAUGCAAGGUCGGCUAUAAUUUCGGCAGCAUCGGCACUCACUCAAGGGAGAGGUGCUACGGAUAAGACUGGAAGUCACUAACGGGCAAACAGGUUCAAGAGUGGCGACAGGAAGCGCAACAGUCAACCCAACGCUGAGGCAUAUCAUUUAAAAAAGCGAUAAACGCGUCCCCGUCUCCCCUCUUGCAUGCCUGAGGCACCAACAUGUCCUCGAUGGCGGCUUGAAUAAAGGUACACGACAACGUCGACAGACUUGCGUGUCAGUUCCUCUUCUCCUUGCGGUAUCCGAUUCCAAGAACGAUAGCAACUCUAGUGAGCACGAAUGGCCACGUCGUGAUGGCGGCGACCCAAUCGUUGAGUGUCCAAUUCGAUAGCACAGCCCACUGCGCCCAACCCCCGACCGCCUGCGCCAUCGAGUGCGUGUACAAAGCGUCACUCAGCAGAAUCGCCAUGCAGAGAAGUUUCCAGACCUUGAUAUCGUCCACCAGCCUCAUGAUGACCGCCUCGAUGAACACGAUCACCAUCCAUCCGCCUCCCAGCUGUGUGUAGACGAAAUCUGUGGCUGAGUCGAUCGACGCCACACUCUCUCUUGUCAAGGCUGUCACGUAAUGUCCAGGGGCUACGAGGACCAUGAUGACGCCACCAAAUGCGAAAAGUGAUUCCACAUUCAUGAGUAGGAAGCGGUAGUAGGAAGGUAGGACAUUUGAGGCUUUGGUGAUGGCGGCGGUCGGGGCCAUGGCGGAUAAGCAGCCGGUGAGCGUGGGAGAUGUGUGCGUAGGUACUGUAUCGAAGGUGGCGAUGGUGGGAACCCCGUGGGCGUAAGACCUCUGAUCGGUCUAGGACGAGUCUGUGAAGGCGAUGGCGAGGCUGUGGUGUGGUAUACGGGC